UAGCUAGAAAAAAGCCUGUAGCUGAGAGACGGACCAGAAGAAGAAGAAGACGACUUCGACUCUCUCUCUCUCUAAAUCCGGACGUUGAUUCUACAGUCUUCGCCCGAUCAGGACCGUCGGAUAGAUCGACUUUCCUGAUCAGUUGCCAAACUUUUGACAGUUCGGUUUCGGGGCUCUUCUUGUCUGUAAAUUAGGUUUUUGUCUCUAAAGUCGGUUUGUGAAUUCGAAACCCUAAUUUCAAAGAGGUUAUAUAGUGUUCUGUGAAUCUGAAAACCCUAAUUUUGAUGGAGGUGUAUGGGUAGCUGAUGUUGUGAGCUUGGUUGAAAUUGAGAAGAUGGAGAGGGAUGAGAUUGUUGUGCUGGACAAAGAUGGAGGUCCAAGUGGUGGUGGUGGUGGUAAGGGCAGUGAUGCGUUUAUUGAUCGCAGCAAAGUGAGGAUUUUGCUUUGCGACAACGAUGCCAAGAGUUCUGAAGAGGUUGUCAGGCUUCUACGCAAAUGCUCUUAUCAAGUAACUUCGGUGAGGUCAGCCAGGCAAGUGAUUGAUGCACUGAAUGCUGAGGGGCCAGACAUAGAUAUCAUUUUGUCUGAAGUUGACAUUCCUAUGGCGAAAGGAUUGAAGAUGCUGAAAUACAUAAUGAGGGAUAAAGAGUUGCGACGCAUUCCUGUGAUCAUGAUGUCGGCACAAGAUGAGGUAUCUAUCGUUGUCAAGUGUUUGAGACUUGGAGCAGCUGACUAUCUUGUGAAGCCUUUACGCACUAAUGAACUGUUAAAUUUAUGGACUCACAUGUGGAGGAGAAGGCGAAUGCUUGGAUUGGCAGAUAAGAACAUGUUGAACUAUGACUUUGAUCUUGUGGCAUCAGACCCUAGUGAUGCUAAUACAAACAGCACUACUCUGAUCUCAGAUGACACAGACGACAAGUCCCGGAAGAGUGCAAAUCCAGAGAUAUGUGUGUCAACCCAUCAGGAAGAUGAGGUCAUAGUGAUACAGAGGCAAAUUAUGUUAAAUGCUCCCACUGCUGCUGCUCCUGUAGAGCCUUCACUAACGGAUUCACUGGAUUAUCAACCAGUUGUGCCGGGAAUUAGUGACCACCGAACAGGACAAUUCACAUCAUGUCCAAAGAAGAAUAAACUAAGAAUUGGUGAGUCUUCAGCCUUUUUCACUUAUGUCAAAUCAAGCAUGCCCAAAAGCAAUACCCAAGGGGUUGCCCCUGAUGAUGAAAUUGCUACUCGAGAUUUGAGCACUGAAAUCAAACUUAAUGCACGGGUUGGACAAGCGGGCAAUGAUACCCAAGAUUGCGAGAAUGAAGAGGCACAGGAAAGCCAUUUUCAAGGAGAUGACUUUCCAGGCAGUAGCAGUAACCCUGAUUCUCUUUGUAUGGAGAGAUCUUCCACUCCCCCUGUGUUAAUGGAAUUUCCACAACAGAACAACUCAAAGAUGGAAGAGUUUGCUCAGUUGCAUAUGCAUCUGAACAAUGAGUUUCACGGAGAUGUAUCGGGAUUUCAUGCGCAUACUGCUUAUCCAUAUUAUAUUUCAGGCGUAAUGAAUCAAGUUAUGAUGUCAUCGGCACAAAUGCAUCAAAAUAAUCUUCAAGAUCUGCCAAACCAUAUGUUGCCUCAGUAUGGUCAUAUUCCGCCGCAUUGUCGUCCUCAUGUUCAAGGUAUGGCAUCAUUUCCCUAUUACCACCCAGUUAGCAUAUACACACAACCGGGUCAAAUGCCUGCAACCCAUCAAUGGCCUUCACAUGGAAGUCCAUCGGCCAAUGAAGGAAAAAUAAGUAAAGUUGAUAGGAGAGAGGCAGCCUUGAUGAAGUUUAGGCAGAAGAGGAAAGAACGUUGUUUUGACAAGAAGGUUAGGUAUGUUAACCGGAAAAGGCUUGCCGAAAGGAGACCUCGUGUACGGGGACAGUUUGUAAGGAAGAUGAAUGGUAUAAAUGUGGAUCUUAAUGGGCAGCCUGCUUCUACUGAUUUUGACGAGGACGAAGAAGAGGAUGAUGAGGAAGAGCAAUGUAGCUAGGGAUUCUUAUCAAUAUGCCAAUGAACUUCUGUUCAACUAGGAGGAGAUACCAAGAAGGUUGAUUGUAUGAGAUUGAAUGUUUGUUUCAAACUACACAAGCUCUAUGGCCAACCUGGUGAAGGAGAUCAUGCAUAUCUAGACAGUGUCAUGCGAAAGUGAUCGGCAUUUGUCAGAGCAGGAAAACUAAGAAAUAUCAUAUUUCAGUGGCCCUCUGAUUUCACCUUCUUUGUGAUCCACAAGAGCUCCUUCGGCUAUAAUGACCUUCAUUAUGUAUGAUUUUACCUUUAGCGACAGCCAUUAUGUAUCCACCUUUGGUGCUGCCUGCUAUGUUUAUGAGCUGGAUCUAAACAGCUUCCAAAGUCGAGGGUUCAUGAAUUAGUAGUGGAGACCACAUGGAGAGACGCUGAAUAUGCGUAGGAGUAAACAUAAGGAAUGCUGAAGCAGUUCAAGAAAAACAUUAGGCUUUUACUUGAACUCUGGUGAAUGAUUCAUGUAGGAAUGCUGAAGCAGUUCAAGAAAAACAUUAGGCUUUUACUUGGAACUAUGGUGAAUGAUUCAUGUGCGCUUCUUACUCAGGCAAUGUGGUUACGUUACAUUGAUCGAGCGACACCUUGAAUUCACAGAACAAAAGCUUUCACACUCCAGACAUUUCAGUGUUAUUAACAAUUGUAACAUUGAUGUAUGGAGUGUAUUUAUACA
Molecule: messenger RNA, 2713 nt
Organism: Camellia sinensis
Lineage: Eukaryota; Viridiplantae; Streptophyta; Magnoliopsida; Ericales; Theaceae
Product: two-component response regulator-like APRR1
Biological process (GO): cytokinin-activated signaling pathway; phosphorelay signal transduction system
Molecular function (GO): protein binding
Source: RefSeq, a predicted model, not a curated record